UCAGAACGAGCUCAGGCUUGUCCUUGUAUCAUCCCGCAGUUAUGCGUUCAUAGCGGCAGAGGCGGGCCGGGAUUUUGCCGUGAUGUACUCAACCAUUCAAUUUUUACAUUUUAUUUUUUGUAUUGGUUUUCAUUUUCACCCUUUUUUCUUAAUUUAGUUUGGGUUUUGGCAGUUUUGGUCCUCCAUAACGUGUGGUGAAAAGGUCAAAGGGUCAGGCCAAGACCACUGGGUGCUGAUGACCCCACAAUAGAAGCAGAAGUUGACAUAACAUUGUACAACUACAAAUUUAAUACCCAGAAGAUUUCAAUUGAUGUCAGCUUUGGAUUUAAACCAGCUGUCAGCUCAUGAGAGCUGGAAGGUCACUGGGAGUUCAUUUGUUGUCUUUCAGAUGUGGGUGUCCAAAGGGCACGCGUGUGCCCAAACGCUCGUCCUGCUGGGAUACAGCGAGGCGCGACCUCCCUCCGGUUAUAUUUAGCAGCCUGACAGGCACAGUGGUGUCAGUGCGGGGAUCAGAGCGAGCAAAUCCUCUGUGGUUUCGUAACAGCGACGUGCUGACAGCCAAUCAAAGGUGCUGUUGCUGUCGGGCAGGGCCGGGGUGAUAAUACUAAUGCCUCAGCAUCCUGUCACCACAAACAAACGUGAUUCAGAUGAUCAGGAUCAUUAUCAGGCUCCCGCAGAGCUUGCUAAUGAGCUGAUCAUCUAGGAUAGUGGCCCUCGAGGACUGGAGUUUGGCACCUGUGGUUUCGAGGUGAUUAUUCUUUUUCUGCCACCCAAAAGAAGCCAGGUGCCAACUGCUAACAAGAAGAAAAUGACACCAACAAGAUAGCCAUCAAUCAUACACAUGAUUUCUUCUGAAUGUUGGAGAAUUUGAAAAUGUUGAAAAUGUGCAGGAUUUCAUAUCAAGAAUUAAAGGAUUGCAUAUUUAUUACGGUUAGGUGUUAAAUUGUGAGAAAUCAGUGUCUUUACGUGAAUCGUUUGUUACUCAUAAGCAACUUCUUCAUUGGAGCAAAGGUGACUCAUUUCAAAACUGAGAGCCCUUUGCAUGAGUCACUUUCCAAGAAGUGUUUCUCAUUUGGAACAAGUUUCAACCUCUUUGCUUGAAGUCCAGUCAAUUGACAUUGUCAUGUUGUUCUUAUUGUUGUUGUUGUUGUUGUUGUUGUUGUUGUUGUUGUUGUUGUUGUUUUUGACAGCGUCAUCUGCUCCCGGAAGUGUGCGUGCGGCAACGUCAUGACGCAGCCAGUUUUGAUCCAAUAGGAGCGUGGGAAGGCUUAAGCCGUCUCGAGCCGGGUAAAAGGGAUUUGACAGUUGAGAGUAAGAUUCCCAAUUGGACUCUGCGCUGGGACGCGCAGCAUGGCGGCGGCCGCCUGCGGCCACCUCGGGGCCGUCACUAAAAGCCAAACUCGGGAGCAGAUCCGGAGGAACCGCGAGAAUUCAAACCGGAGACGAGCCGCUCUUUUGUUCCUCUCCAACAUCUCGCUGGACGGCCGCCCGGUGCAUAGUGGCUCAGCCGAGCGGGGAGGGACGCAGGGGCACCAGGAUGCCGUCCCGGAGCAGAGCGAGCUCGCGUUCACCGCGCUCCUGGAGCCGCAAAGCGAUGUCGGGACGUGCUCGGUGAAUUUGUUGGCUUCCGUCAGCUGCGAGGACGUGAAAGCGACGACGGCGACGCCGCGGACGGGCGCAGGGCUCUUGGCCGUGCCGCCCAUCCUCGUCCUGCCUUCCGACGCGGGGGGUGCGGAGCUGCUGCUCGGCCGUCGCAGGGACUCGGCGCCCUUGGCGGCCGAUGGCCACCUCCUCUCCCCGUCACCGUCGGCAUCCAACAACAGCCUGCUGCCUUCACCAGCGACACCGCGCAAGUCUUCCACGCUGCUGUCGGUGCAAAGCUGCAACUCGCUGUCCUCCGACUUGAGGCAAAGGACCCGAAAUCUCUCUGGCGGUUCUCCCAGGCCGCGACACACCAAGAAGAUCCACUUCAUCAAAAACAUGAAGCAGUACGACACGAGGGGCAGCAGGAUCGUCUUGAUCUGCGCUAAAAGAUCCCUGUGCGCGGCCUUCUCGAUCCUGCCGUACGGAGAAAGCUUUUACCUCAGUGAGCCCAUGCUGAACCAUCCCCGGAGGAGACACUCGUCCGGGAAUAUUUCCACUUCCUUGGAGAUGAUGGGACUGGAGGGUUUCCACUUGGAGACGUACGGCAGGUCGGUGUCGUACGCCCAGUUCCUGUACCCCACCAACGCCCUGGCGAGUCAGAAGCCGUCGUCCACCAGCGACCUCACGCUGCAAAUCCCCGUUUCCAGGAGCUCUCACAGCAUGCCCGGCAGGCGUUUACCCCCGAGUAGGCUCAACAGCGUCGUGGGACUAGACCUUGGACUGGAGGACAUGACAGACUACGACCCAAACAUCCUCAAUGACCCCCAGUGGCCUUGCGGGAAACACAAGCGGGUGCUGAUCUUCGCCUCUUACAUGACCACCGUCAUCGAGUACGUGAAGCCUUCCGACCUGAAGAAAGACAUGAACGAGACAUUCAAGGAGAAGUUUCCUCACAUCAAACUCACCCUGAGUAAGAUUCGCAGUCUGAAGCAAGAGAUGCAAUUGGUCGGCGAGGAUUGCGGCCUGCAGCCCUCCACCAUCGCAAUGGCCUUCGUCUACUUUGAAAAGUUGGUACUGCAGGGGCGACUCAACAAACAGAACAGGAAGUUGGUGUCCGCUGCGUGCAUCCUAUUGGCUGCCAAGAUCAGCAGUGAUCUAAGAAAACCGGAGGUUAAACAUCUCAUCGAUAAGCUUGAGGAGCGCUUCAGGAUCGGCAGGCGGGAGCUGAUAAGCUUUGAGUUCACCAUCCUGGUGGCCCUGGAGAUGGCACUCUACCUUCCGGAAAGUAAAGUCAUGCCUCACUAUAGGCGGCUGGUCCAGCAGCAGAUGUAGCUUGGUCUUCGAAGACCCUUCCUUCUUCCCUGAUUUGCACAGCUUGAGGGAAACCGCCCUAUUUGGCCCUCAACAAGUUGUCUUUCUGAAAUGGAUCAGGGGUGGCAUUCUGGAUUGCUCGGUCCAUCUCGAAUUGCGUGUGGGAAUCCUAACCGGGCCUUUGGAAAAUCUGCCAAAAGAAGAAAUGCCAUGAAAUCUCUUGCGGCAUUUUCUCUUGUGUAACGCAAUAAAAAGAAAAAAAGACUGAUUUCUCGCAAAUCCCUCCAAGCAAAAUUUGCAUAUGAGGGCAGGCUACUCGUUCCCAGAGUUGGCAGUGGAUUUGAAUCUGAAAAAGAGACCGAGCAAACUGUGGAAACUGUCGGCUUUCAAAUGACCCCGAGGACUCCACACCUCAGCUGUGAAACUUGAGAUGAAAUCUCUUCAACAGUGCAGUUGCCUCUAUUCAUCUUUUUUGUGGAAGACUGAGACCUGGAGGUCUGAUGAUCACAUGAUCUCCGUGAGCACAUGAGUCGACAAAGCCGAACUACCGGUCUUGGUGUGACGCCCAUAAAUGGCGCCUGCGGCCCAACCCGAAGCAGCAAGACAAAACCGGUUGUCCACCAAAGAUUCCAGACGAUUCCUGCAAAAUGGUCAGCCCAUCCAAUUGUGACUCUCAAAGCAAUCUAAUGUUUGAUGUCAUUUGCUCAAGGUCUUCCUCCUAUCUGCAAGUCCUCCCUCGUCACCUCUUUGGUCACAUUUGCCUCCCUUUCGCAAGCCCUCCUUCCAGUUUUCUCCAUAUUUUAAUCUGCAUUUAUGCCCUGAACUGCUUCCUCGGUUUGGUCCGUACAAACAAAAAACGCCCAUUACACUGAACAAAAAUUGUAUUUCCUCCAGUGAUUCCACAAAGUAAAAUCAUCUGGAUCCAGAUAAAAAGAAUAAGUACAUGUAUUUAAAAAAUGUCUGGACCCAGAUGAUUUUAAUUUGUGCAACCACGAGAAAAUAAAAUUCCCUACUAAAAUUCAACAAAAACUAUUUUUAGGCUAUAGCAGAAAGAUCCAACUGCAUUUCCAUCAUUUAUUUUGUCAAGUGGUUGCACAAAAAUUUCUGUAACUGUAUAAUCAACGUAAAAAUUGGAUCCAGAUCCUUUCAUUUCGUGCAACCAGUUGAUGAACUAAAAUUGAAUAAAUUCAUCAACUAUUUUUCUCAAAGGGAAAAAUAGACUGAUAUUUUUUUACCUAUGAUAAAUACGGUGUGUCUAUUUUUUGUAUUGUGAUAUGUCGCUCAAGUCGAUUAUUUAUUCACUGAUUGACAUUUGCGGCAUCGGGAAGUAGAGCGACUUUCAGAUCUCGUGCAACUUUGUGUUCUUUGCAUUACAGACUUGAUUCUAUGCAGCCUUCCCAUUCAGCUUGCGUUUUUUCUUUUUCUUUACUUGUCUUCCUUUUAUUUAUGACAUUUUUUUUUACAUUUCAGUUAACUGUUUGUGUUUUCAGAUGUCAGCUGAGUCCGCAGCGGUCUCGUUUCAUUUCAAAUGCAUGAUGUAAAAUACUUGGAUCUAGUGCUUAGGUUGAUUGAUUGUCUCAUACCAGUGAGUUGAACUCUUCUUGACAUUCCACAAUCCGUAUCGUUCCACAAAUUCCUUUUUUAAUACCAACAUACAAAAAAUGAUAACUGAAAUUGUUGACUUUCUCAUCAUAAUCGUUUUUAUCGUUUGACUUUCUGCUUAUCCAGCAGGGGUUGCUACCUGGCGUGAUUUUUUUGGCACAGAUUUUACCCUCGAGCCACUCAAUCCAUCUAUAUGUAUGUUUUUGUUACAUGACGUCAUCAUGUACACAUUUAGUGACUUGUAGCUCCCGACCACCGACUGUUUCCUAUUUAGUUUAGAGAAUAGAGCAGUGAUUAGGUAUUUUUGCUAGAUGAAUGCCAAGAAAACUGCCAAUGUAUAUUAAAUAUUUAUUUUCUUAAAAGAACUGUGAGCUGAUUUUGAUUUGACUAUUCUUUUGUAAGUAUGGUAGGUUAAACUGUAUAAUGGUUUGAAGGAAAUGUUCCGUUAUCCAUCCAUUCGCGAAAAGAACUGAAUUCUGUAUUGUACUUUCUAAUUUUAUAGACUUUUUAAAAUUGUCAAACUAGGCUCAAUAUUGUGAAUGCUUGAUUGUGUAUGAUUGUGUAUCCAUUUCUGGCCCCAAGGCAUUUGAAAUGAGGAAUAUCCGAAAAGUCUCUCUGAAACGGCUCCCGAUUGCAGUGCCCCAAAUGUGCCACUAGACAGCAGCAAAUAUUACACAACAUGAAUCAAUAAAAGUUGAUUAUAAAGGCGA
Molecule: messenger RNA, 5207 nt
Organism: Syngnathus typhle (broad-nosed pipefish)
Lineage: Eukaryota; Metazoa; Chordata; Actinopteri; Syngnathiformes; Syngnathidae
Gene: cables2b
Product: Cdk5 and Abl enzyme substrate 2b
Exons: 10
Coding region: 1351-2916 (521 amino acids)
Biological process (GO): regulation of cell cycle
Source: RefSeq, a predicted model, not a curated record